AUGUCGGCCGAAGACAGUAAGAAUGUCCACGGCGAGAAGCUCAACUUCUUCGCCCAAGGCGUCGGCUUCUUCAAAGAUGGCUACUGCCGCACCGGGCCAGACGACAAACGACAUCUGUCAGUCGCAGCAAUCAUGACCCACGCUUUCCAUCAAUGUGAAUUCGGCGACGGUCCCAAGUACAAGGGUAUUGCGGCGGGCGACAAGACGUGCAUCUCUGCGCACGACUUCAAGGACGCGAUUCGGGAGAUGGGACCCUCCAUGGGUCCGAAGGUGUACCUUUCUGCUACGGACAAGAAGGCGCUUGAUGUCGUGUCUUUGGAGGAGUUAAAGAAGUUCGCGAUUCCAGACGAGAAGAGGAAAAUCAACAGGCAAGUUGAAAGUGUGAACCCGAGUGUUAUUGUGAAGCUUACCGUUUCCAAACUAGGCACACAUUCGACGAUAAUGUAUAACGGGAAACACUGGACGUACAUACCAUUUAAGGACAUAUCGAGAAUUCAUCUUAGUUCAAUGAGUGUCAUUCUGUUCAUCGGCAGAAGUUGCCAUGAUUAUGGUCCGCCACCCGCCUCAAUGACACAAUUCAUGAUCCAAGGUCGCACCUUCAAUCAGUUCAGCGACGAUGGCGGUGGCGAGGAGUCUGGCAAUGAAAGCGGCGACAACAUGAUGUCCAGAUCAACAGCAGCAACGGCGGUCUGCCAGCAAGCAAGAUGA
Cyphellophora attinorum is the source of this 708-nucleotide messenger RNA. RefSeq lists its product as uncharacterized. The record is from RefSeq and is a predicted model, not a curated record. Lineage: Eukaryota; Fungi; Ascomycota; Eurotiomycetes; Chaetothyriales; Cyphellophoraceae. The coding region runs from base 1 to 708 and encodes 235 amino acids. The transcript has 4 exons.